This is a messenger RNA of Paramecium tetraurelia, 1547 nucleotides long. RefSeq lists its product as uncharacterized. Gene Ontology annotation, cellular component: membrane. The record is from RefSeq and is a predicted model, not a curated record. The transcript is spliced from 7 exons. NCBI's taxonomy places the organism in Eukaryota, Ciliophora, Oligohymenophorea, Peniculida, Parameciidae. Gene Ontology annotation, molecular function: sucrose:proton symporter activity.
AAAUAAUAUAUGAGUUCACUCAUUAUGUAUGAAGAUGAAGCGAUUGAUCAUUAUAAUGAGUAUUUGAUGAGCAAAAGGAAAGAAGUAACAGAAAUAAAGAAUUAUAAAUUCAAUGGGAAAUUCAAUUCAAAGCCAACGAAAGCAUUCAAAUUAAAAAAUAAGAAAAUUCAUUAUUUAACAUAAUCACAGAUAUUGGCUUUAGUAGUUUUAACAUUUGCAGUUGAUGAGGGUUUGCAAUUGAGAUGGUUUUUAUUUCUCCAUUGUUUUUGAAAUUGGACACUCCAGAACUUUUGGACUCUUCAAUUUGGUUGUUUCCUCCUGUAAUUAAUUUAUUAAUCUAUCCUUUUAUUCGAUACUACAGCGAAAGCAAAUCACAUUAAUUAAAAAACGCAAUGAUUUAUUUCAUCAUAGUUUCCAUAAUGGGAAUAGGACUGUUAGCUGAUACAAAAUCAUUGUAUGUGGAUUCAAUAAAUAAAAAAACAUCAGUUCUUAUAAUUUCAAUCAUAAGUUUCACAGUGAUGGAUGUGGGCUUAGAGAUGCUGGGAUUUGCUUGUUCGGCUCUGUUAGAAGAUUACGUAAAUCCAAAGCAACAGUAAAAAGUGUAGUCCUACCGAACAUUUGUAGAUUCAUUUGGUAAAUUUACAGGAUUCUUAGUUUCGAGUGUCUUGGCAUUCAAUUUUAUAUAUUUGAACUUUGAUAAUUUCAUAGAGAACUUAUCAUUCGCAUAUCUAGUAGGAUUGAUAAUGAUAUUGAUUGGAUUUGGAAUGGUUCUAAUAUCAUUCCCACGCAAAGGAUUGGAUUUAGUCUAAUCAUAGCACAAGAUGAGAUUUAGCAUCAAUUCAUUUUUGCCCGGAAUAACAUUUCUUUUUCAAUUGCCCUAGAAUAUGAAGAUAUUUUUGUUAUCCCAUUUUUUUACUUGUGGAUCCCAAUUGUUUGUAUCAGUCUACGCAACUCUAUGGUCAGGCAUAACCAUGUUGGAAGAGGGUCCUCAAUAGUAUAAUGAAGCUAUAAGGAAUAUAGUAUUUGACAUAGGAAUUAGCUGGGGUAUUGUUUCAAUAUUAUACAGAGGGGCUUUGGCAUUGUGUAUGAGUGCGAUACUUCAUCUCUUAACAACUUUGUUCUUAAAACAAUUGGGAAAUCGUUACACAAACACAAUUUAUAUGAUCGUGAAUGCCUUGGCUGGGGCAUCUCUGUUAUAUACUUGGUCAGUUAAUGAAUUCUAUUCAAUUUUUAUCACUCUUCCAUUUUGGGGAGUGCAAACAGCUGUUUUGAGUGAAUUACCCUAUAAAUUAGCAAACCAAUUAGAAGAUGAUCAAGUUAGGGAUACAAUCAAGGGGCUCUUACCUUAGAUGCUUAAUUUAACAACCUUUUUUUCUUAAGCAUUUAUGUUUUUCAUUAUCCCAUUAGGUUUUUUAUUGUUUUCUAGUGUUGAUGACAUUUCAGUGAGCAUGUUCAUGAGUGGGAUUUUCAGUUUAAUAGGAUCAUUUUUAGUUUGCUUUUUAUGAAAUAUUAUUAAUAAAUUUAUAUAAUUCAAUAUUUUAUUAUUA